Molecule: messenger RNA, 702 nt
Organism: Rosa chinensis
Lineage: Eukaryota; Viridiplantae; Streptophyta; Magnoliopsida; Rosales; Rosaceae
Product: chloroplastic lipocalin
Exons: 3
Coding region: 84-584 (166 amino acids)
Source: RefSeq, a predicted model, not a curated record
CGAUGACGUCUCACUAAGAUUUUUCUAGCAACUGAUUCUUAAUAUUGGAAACCUCUCAAAGCAUUGAAAGCAAAGCCUAGACAAUGGUUCAUGCUCUUUUACAAACAGCUCCACUUCUCCUCGAGUGUUCUCCUCAUGUCUCUUCCUGUAGGGGAAAGCCUGGGAAAAUAGUGAUGAAGUGCUGUGCAGAGCAAUCUAUGAGCAACAAGCCAGUGACCAAACAUGUAUUAUCUGGGUUUGCCGCAUCUUUAGUACUUCUCUCUCAAAUAAACCAGGCUGUUGCAUCAGAAGUUUACUUUCAAAGAAAUACUUAUGAGCUUGCAAAUGCUGCUGAGAAGACAGUGACUCUUCCUCUUGAUAAGGAUUCUGAUGAAGGAGCUGGGAGGCUAAUGAUGAUGAGAGGCAUGACAGCAAACAAUUUUGACCCCAUUAGAUAUUCUGGUAGGUGGUAUGAAGUUGCUUCACUUAAACGUGGAUUUGCUGGGAAAGGUCAGGAAGACUGUCAUUGCACCCAGGUAAAUGGAAAUGGUAUGUCUAGUUGUGAACUGAGAAAUGUGAUGUUGAAAUCUUGUUUUUGGAAAUAAUUUUGAUAUGCAGAGGAAUUUACAUUCUCCUGUUUUUUGUACCGGACAUGACUGCAGUUCCAAUUCGUUCAACUCACCUAUGAGUAGACCUUCAAGUUGCGAGAAUCUCUUUCUUAUC